AUGACCCUGCAUGAUGUUACUGCUUUCCAUCUCUGUCCCCGACUACCAUCAAGUCGCAGCACUGCAGAUUUUCCGCACGGCCUUACUGCCAGCAAAGUUUUACGAUUCCCCAGAAUCUCUUCACACUCUCUUUUAAUCCACGCGCUCAUUAUCGUCAAUCUACGUUUUCGUCCGAGACGAACUCUACAGCCUCCUUUUAUCGCAAAGAUGUUCUUCAAAUCCGCUAUUCUUGCUUCCCUCACUUCAUUUGCUUUUGCCACGGUUUUCAUAACGUCGCCCACUGACGGUACGAAGUUCAGCGCCGCUAAGAAGGCCACCAUAACCUGGAUGGACUCGCCCGACAAACCCUCGUUGGUCGAUUGGGGAAAAUCCAAGGUGUCGAUUUAUACGGGAAAUGUGAAUCAACAAACGCAACUACAGGAGAUUACGGCUAGUGUUGAUGUUUCGACUAUCAAGAACAUAGAAUUCACUCCCGACUCUUCCAUUGGCCCCAACGGAAAUUUCUACUUCAUUCGCAUUGAAUCGCUCGCGCUGAAGGACCCCAAGAACCCCCAGUUCCCUGCUUUAGCCUUCUCAGCCAAAUUCGAAUUGACCGACAUGAACGGCAAAUUUUCUGCGGCAGUACAGGCACAAGUCGAUGGGGAAAAAGCCAAUCCUAUUGGUGGCGGACCACCAACGACACCAACCACUUCAUUGUCACGCUCGGCCUCCUCAACCAAUAGUCCGACCUCAACUAAUAGUCCGACUAAGCCGAACAAUGCUGCUGCCUCGAGUACCCAAAGCAAUGCUGCGAGCCCGGGGACCCGCGCCUCAUCUAUGAGCGGACUCAAGCCAUGGACGGGAGUCUUCGUUGGCGUGGCCGCCGGUGCCCUCCUCCUUUAG
Marasmius oreades (fairy-ring Marasmius) is the source of this 882-nucleotide messenger RNA. RefSeq lists its product as uncharacterized. Lineage: Eukaryota; Fungi; Basidiomycota; Agaricomycetes; Agaricales; Marasmiaceae. Bases 1 to 882 code for a protein of 293 amino acids. The record is from RefSeq and is a predicted model, not a curated record. The transcript is spliced from 5 exons. Gene Ontology annotation, biological process: cell wall biogenesis; (1->6)-beta-D-glucan biosynthetic process.